AUGGCGUCGGCAUUUCACCGAUGCCAGUACUGUGGCUACGAGACGGAUCUCUCUGGGAAUCUGGCAGUGUUUGAGGAGGACCCACACUGCAGACAGUGCGGACUAUCGGCAUCCGAGAGCGACAUCAAGAUGCAGGACGACCUGAUCAAUAUGAUGACCAGAAACCUUCAGCUUAGCUCUUUGCCGCCCCAACCCGACAUGUCCACGCCGCCUACUCCUCAGGUCAUCCCGCAGUCGCCACCAAUCGCGUACAUUACCCAGCAUUAUCACCAUUCUUCACAUCAGGUACAGUCACACGAUAUCGCGGUAUCGACAGCUCUCGAGCAGUUAGGAAUCAAUGCUUCAGCACUGUUUCCGUCUCAGUUGCAGUUGUUCAAGGAUGCAGAUUCCGAGAAAAGAUCAAGACUGAUAGAGCUAUGGCGUAUAGCGCCUCCAAGCUGGGGACCACAAAUGCAGCCAGAUGAAUUUGGGAAUUUGCCUCAGACUAGCAUGGAAAAGGAAGAGAUGAUUGCAAGGAACUGCCUGCAAAUUGCUGAACAAGAGAGGCUGAAGAACUUGCCUGUCUUACCUGGAUAUGAAAAACGAGCAGCUGAACCUUACAUGGUGCAUGGCUAUACUACGAUGGAUGAUGACAGCACCCCCACGAGGGAUAUGGAGUACAAACCAUCGAAUGAUCCAGCGUACAAUAGUCGUGAAUGGUGGCAUUUGUCGGCUGAAGAACCUAUGGAGCAUCAAUAUGGCAUGCUUCAGCAAAUGUGGGGGUAUGGUUUCGAUUAUUCGCCAGCAGGGAAAAGAAAUGAUGGAGAUGCAGAAAUGUCCUAA
This is a messenger RNA of Exophiala viscosa, 822 nucleotides long. RefSeq lists its product as uncharacterized. The transcript has 2 exons. The coding region runs from base 1 to 822 and encodes 273 amino acids. NCBI's taxonomy places the organism in Eukaryota, Fungi, Ascomycota, Eurotiomycetes, Chaetothyriales, Herpotrichiellaceae. The record is from RefSeq and is a predicted model, not a curated record.